This is a messenger RNA of Moneuplotes crassus, 907 nucleotides long. NCBI's taxonomy places the organism in Eukaryota, Ciliophora, Spirotrichea, Euplotida, Euplotidae. The record is from the annotation of a GenBank genome assembly.
UAAAUAAUUUUUAUUAUGGGGAAAAUUUUGUUAUGGCUGAUAUGUCUUGUGAUGAUUUUAUCGGAGGUGAAUGGAUAUGGAUAUUUGACUCGUUUUAGAGAUUAUCCAGAUCUUAGUGUAGGAAGUCUUCCAAGAAGACAUGACAGAUUUGUAAAUAGAAUUAAGCCUACUCUUGAAUUAUUAAUAAUGGUACUAAAAAACUUUCAAGCCAAUGCUUUAUCAAGCAAAGACAUUAUUGAAUUCUUGAACGCAGCAUUGAGCUUCUUUAUGGUUUUCUUUCAUUGCAACACUUUAAGUUUAUUAACAUGUUUCAAAAAAAAUGGUAUCUCCUGGAACAGCUCUAACCAUAAUUUUCUAUAAUUUCAGGGCAUUAAGCAGAACAAUUAUAACUGAACUUGAUUAUGGAUACAUAGCUCUGAUUUUUGCAUAUUUAAAGAAGGAAUAUGGUGUCAUUAACAAGAUAAUUCAUAAAGAAGGCUUCGAAACCUACCAGGAAAGAUCUGAUUGCAUUCGCAUGAGGAUUGGACAAUACUUCAUGCCUACUUUUAUUGGUAAUGAUACGUUACAAUGCUCAGAAUUUGAUGCAAUCAUCAGAAGUUUCUCUGAGCAUACAGUGAAUCCUGGAAUCGAUUUUACCUCUAUUUCUUACGAACUCAUCAUACUUUUGAGUAUUGCUGUUACUAAUUACAUCUGCUACAAACUCCUAUUGAAAGAGUAUAAUGAAUACCAACGACUAAAGAGAAACUUCCCUUUAAGAUCACAAAACGAAGAACCUUUCACAAACAGCAAUUUACUGAUGAACAACUUCCCUCUCACUUCCAGUAAUUCCCUUUUCCCCCCAAAUAUCAUAAGAGAUCACACCAGAAGCUCUAUCUCAAGCCCCCAAUAACUCAACCCCCAAAAAGUC